AUGGACCCGAAGGAUACCCUCGGUGUGGGUAGAUUGCACCAUCACAUUGGGAUGCUCAGUCAGAACGUAAAGGGCGAUGAGCUUAGGACAGUGUACCAUUUCGUGAAGAGGAUACGAGGAUUGAUAAAAUGGGGUUUCGGCUUGAUUGCUAACCAUCCAUUCGAUACGGGCCGUGACACCAUGCUCGAGUUCUUCUCGCCUUCGAUGCAACAAAACCUAUCGUCUCCUACUUCGCCCGCUACAGUACUCUUCCUCCAUGUCAUCGGCUUGCUCUUCACGCGAAUUGAUCUGGACCAAGUUCAUCCCAACCUCAGCCGGUUCAUCGAGCGUCUGGAACUCGACGAGUUCGCUGUGGCGGAGCACGAAUGGAUCACGAUGGCUAUUCUGGGUGUCGGGAGUAUAUUCGAGUUCGGGAGGCUGGACGCCAAAGUACGCAAAGCGGGUAGUUUA
Molecule: messenger RNA, 450 nt
Organism: Cantharellus anzutake
Lineage: Eukaryota; Fungi; Basidiomycota; Agaricomycetes; Cantharellales; Hydnaceae
Exons: 2
Molecular function (GO): protein binding
Source: RefSeq, a predicted model, not a curated record